AUGAUUAAUGUUCUUAUAUCAACAUAUAAUGAAGUGAAUAACAUUUGUCCAAUGCUAGGAAUGGUUAUAACCACAUUAGAAAAACUGGCUGUACCAUUUUUAAUUAUUGUGGUUGAUGGAAACAGCCCAGAUGGAACAUCCAACAUUGUAAAAAAAUUAAACCAUCCAAAUAUUAAAAUAGUAGAUGAAAAAUGUAAAUCUGGAUUAGGAAAUUCAUACAUGAAAGGACUUGAAUUCUGUAAGUAUGAAUACACCGUAAUUCUUGAUGCAGAUCUUCAACAUGACCCAUUUUCUAUUUUUCAAAUGUUCAGUCAGGCAACAUCACAUAAUAAAUACGAUAUAGUCACAGGUACAAGAUACUCAAAGUCAGGGAUGGUAUCUAGAUGGUCAUUUAAAAGAAAGUUUAUCUCAGCAGUUGCAAAUAACCUAGCAAAAUAUGUACUUGGGUUGAAAUCAUCAGAUCUGACAGGAAGUUUUAGGUGUUAUCGCACCGAAGUACUGAAAACUAUUCUCUCAAAAUCAACAUGUAAAGGAUUUGGAAUUCAAUUAGAACUAAUUGCAAGAGCAGAAAAAAUGAAAUGCCAAAUUGCAGAAGUUUCCAUUAUUUUCUACGAUCGAGUGGCUGGAGAUUCAAAGUUUGGACUCAAAGAGAUCUAUUUAUUCCUAAAGACAGUUUUAAAUUUAUAUAUUACAAUAUAA
Vittaforma corneae ATCC 50505 is the source of this 699-nucleotide messenger RNA. RefSeq lists its product as uncharacterized. Lineage: Eukaryota; Fungi; Microsporidia; Nosematidae. The record is from RefSeq and is a predicted model, not a curated record. The transcript has a single exon. The coding region runs from base 1 to 699 and encodes 232 amino acids. Gene Ontology annotation, molecular function: dolichyl-phosphate beta-D-mannosyltransferase activity.